Messenger RNA from Stylonychia lemnae, 573 nucleotides. Lineage: Eukaryota; Ciliophora; Spirotrichea; Sporadotrichida; Oxytrichidae. The record is from the annotation of a GenBank genome assembly.
AUGAUACUAGAUAACAGAUUCUAAAUUGGAAGGAAAAUCGGAAGAGGUUUAUCAGGAAAAAUAUAUGAAGCUAUUGAUUAGAAAAGUAAUCAAAAAUGUGCAGUUAAAUUUAUAGAAUAAGUAAAAAACUUGCAUGAUGUUGGAUUUAUUCACAGAGAUAUCAAGCCAAAUAAUAUUUUAUUUAACAAUCCAUUAAUUGAAGAUAUCCAAGAUUAUUCAUAUUCUGAAGUCAACCUUAUUGAUUAUGGUAUAUCUAAGAGUUAUUUAACCAAGGAUGGAUGGCAUAUUUUGAAUGAGAAAUAAUCAAGAUUCACAGGAAACUUAUUAUUCAGCAGCGUUUUUCAAAUGAGAUUUUAAGUUAUGACUCUUUUCCGUUCACAAAAGAAAAAUUCAAUAGCGUGGUGGCUCUUAAAGAAGAAUUUUAUUAGAAACUAUGCCAAGAUAGCCAUGCUUUGUAAACAAUCCAGUUAGCCCAAUGAAGACCCAAAGUAAUUUUCUUCUCAUAAAUAGUUUAGACAAAGAAACAUUACUAGUUUAAUCAUAUAAAAAAUCAUAGUUUAAAAAGAAGGUUGA